CGUGCGCCCCGCGCCCCCGCGCCCCGAUGGCCCCGAGCCGCUGAGCGCCCCCCGCCCCGCCAUGGCGCGCCGCCUCCUGCUGCUGCUGCUGCUCGCGCUGGACCCGCUGGACUCGCUGCCCCGCGCCCAGGGCGCCCGCAGCCGCGCGGGCAACCGCACGGCCAGCGCCGCCGCCGUCGGGGGCCGGCGCCCCGGGGGAGCCCCGUCCCGGGGCGGCCGCGAGCUCAACGCCACGGCAGAGGCCGGGAGCCGCCGCGGGCAGCCGGCCGCCGCGGUCACCUACGAGACGUGCUGGGGCUACUACGACGUGAGCGGCCAGUACGACAAGGAGUUCGAGUGCAACAACAGCGAGAGCGGCUACCUCUACUGCUGCGGCACCUGCUACUACCGCUUCUGCUGCAAGAAGCGCCACGAGAAGCUGGACCAGAGGCAGUGCACCAACUACCAGAGCCCCGUGUGGGUGCAGACGCCCAGCACCAAGCUGGUGUCGCCGGGACCCGAGAACAAGUACGACCCGGAGAAAGACAAGACCAACUUCACCGUCUACAUCACCUGCGGGGUCAUCGCUUUUGUCAUCGUGGCUGGAGUCUUCGCCAAGGUCUCCUAUGACAAGGCCCACCGCCCGCCGCGAGAGAUGAACAUCCACAGGGCUCUGGCUGAUAUCUUAAGACAACAGGGACCAAUUCCCAUAGCACACUGUGAAAGAGAAACUAUAUCGGCUAUUGAUACCUCUCCCAAAGAAAACACACCAGUCAGAUCAUCCUCAAAAAAUCACUACACCCCUGUGCGUACAGCCAAACAGACUCCAGGACAUUAUGGGAAGGAUGCUUAUCGGAGUGGAGGACCUGAUCUUCAUAAUUUCAUCUCAUCUGGAUUUGUCACGUUAGGAAGAGGACACUCGAAGGAGAAGCCACGGAUGAACAACAUUUUGACGUCAGCCACGGAACCCUAUGACCUCUCCUUCUCCCGCUCCUUCCAGAACUUGACCCACCUCCCUCCAUCUUAUGAAUCUGCAGUAAAGUCACACCCCAGCAAGUACUCAUCCCUGAAAAGACUUACUGACAAGGAUGCUGAUGAAUAUUACACAAGGAGGCGGCAUCUGCCUGACCUCGCAGCCCGAGGAACCCUCCCUCUCAACGUUAUCCAGAUGUCCCAACAGAAGCCACUGUCACGAGAGCGACCGCGACGCCCCAUCCGGGCCAUGUCCCAGGACAGAGUCCUUUCGCCGGAACGGGGUCUCCCGGAUGAGUUUGGCAUGCCCUAUGACCGCAUCUUGUCCAAUGAGCAGCUGCUCUCAACGGAGCGGCUGCACUCCCAGGACCCCCUGCUGUCCCCUGAGCGCACGGCCUUCCCUGAGCAGUCCCUGUCGCGGGCCAUCUCGCACACGGACGUCUUUGUGUCCACCCCCGUGCUGGAUCGCUACCGCAUGACCAAGAUGCACUCCCAUCCCAGUGCCUCCAAUAACUCCUACGCCACCUUGGGUCAGAGCCAGACUGCAGCCAAGCGCCAGGCCUUCGCCUCCCGCAGACACAACACCGUGGAGCAACUGCACUACAUCCCAGGCCACCACACCUGCUACACAGCCAGCAAGACAGAAGUGACCGUGUGACCAAGCAGGCAGCGCCAGGCUUCCCGGCGGGAGCAGGACAGGGAGUGGAAGCAGAGUCACUUGCUCUCUUCACUUCCCUUUCCUGGUUCCGUCCACAGGAGGUGG
Molecule: messenger RNA, 1714 nt
Organism: Sorex fumeus (smoky shrew)
Lineage: Eukaryota; Metazoa; Chordata; Mammalia; Eulipotyphla; Soricidae
Gene: SHISA6
Product: shisa family member 6
Exons: 5
Coding region: 62-1609 (515 amino acids)
Biological process (GO): regulation of short-term neuronal synaptic plasticity; regulation of AMPA receptor activity
Cellular component (GO): postsynaptic membrane; postsynaptic density; AMPA glutamate receptor complex
Source: RefSeq, a predicted model, not a curated record